AUGAAGCUUAAUACCGAAGUGUCCACCGUUGUCUUGCUGCCUGUCUACCUGUUAAUGUUUGUGUACAGUACUCUUACAUUUAUACCAUGGUAUUUUCUUACCAACGCAAAGAAGAAAAAAUCAAUGGCAAAAAGAAUAAAAGCUAAACCUAUGUCGGACAAACCUGGAAGUCCGUACAGGGCCAUUAGCCACCUGGAUUCACUGGCCACCAUAGACAUUCCAGGAGCCGACACGCUGGACAAACUGUUUCAACAUGCUGUGGCAAAUUUUGGAAAGCGAGACUGUCUGGGCACAAGGGAGCUGCUAAGUGAAGAGAAUGAAAUGCAACCUAAUGGAAAAGUGUUUAAAAAGGUAUUAAUUUAUUUUUCUCUUUACUGUUGUGUGGAAUCAUCAUGUAUCAUAGUUUUGCUUUGACCCUUGAAUCAAGCUCAGAAACUCAGAAUGUCACUAACCGUAGCUCCCUUUUAAUAUUACUUGUUGCUAUACGGCAAUCAUGAAGUUAAGAGGUUGGGUUAAUUAGAUAAGGUUGAGAAUAUCUCCAAUGCUAGACAGCAUAUUUUCAAGGUUGUAUUUACAUAUUACUUAACAUUGCUCACAGAUCUUGCAUUUUCACAUUUUAUUUAAUACUAGGUUACCAGCAAAUUCUGCAAUGCAGUUUAUAUUAAAGCAAACCUGACAAAUGGAGGUGAAAAAUUUACACUUGAUAAAAUGUGGGAAGAUGUGCUUGAACCCUCUUUAUUGCCGUAACUACUUCUUCUUUUUCCUGGUUUGCUAGGAACUAAAUGCAUGAAAGUAUAAAAUAAUAAUUUUUAGAUCUUUGGAGAUCUUCCACACUUCUUCUCAUGCUCAUACAGAAAGAUGACUUAAGCUUUCGUUGCACAUCACGCUAGAAGAUGCAUUUUCCGAUCAGCCGUCAGUUGGAAUUGCAUUGCUGUGCCAGUUCUGCUUUAUAUCACAUUUGACAUUUUGUAUAUCUUUUGAAAUGUGUGAUUGCAGUGAAAAUUCCAGCGCAUAAUAUAGGUAGUUCUUCAUAAAUAUUACACAGGUCAGCUCCAAGUACAGUGUUUUGGCUUGUCUUUAAGUUUACCAUAUGAUGGCUUAAUGGACAGAGUUUAACAGGACUAUCGUGGUAAUAGUUUGUUUUUUAUCGCACAAACUAUGGCGACCAAUGGAAGUUUACUAUUUUAUUAUCCUGAAAUGACAAUACCUAUUUUUAGAAAUGUUAUUGUAUUUUUUUUUUUUUUCCUCCAGUUAAUUCAGGGAGAUUAUAAGUGGUUAUCCUAUGAAGACGUUAAUGUGAAGGUGAACAAUUUUGGAAGUGGUCUGGCUGCGCUUGGGCUGAAACCAAAAAGCACUGUUGCCAUUUUUUGCGAAACCAGAGCAGAGUGGAUGAUCACAGCACAAGCAUGCUUUAAAUACAAUUUUCCUUGUAAGUUUUAUUUCUUUCAAACAUUUUAAAGAUGUACUAACUAUGUAGCUGAUUGUCUGUAUAUGUACCUGAGAGAAUCAUUAAUAUAUCACUGAUAAAAUUUCUGCUCCAAAAAUAAAUUUUAGGUGAAGUUUUGCCAAGACCUAAAGUAGUUAGAUGGUUAUGCCAUUUAUGUUGGUACAAGUUGCCUUAUGCAUGCCAUUGCAUUAACAGUAAUAUUUAAACAUGGCGGUCAUAGAAUUUAUUGAAUAAUGAAAGCCCUGUCAUAUAUAAACAUCCUAAACAAAAUAAUGUGAGACAUUACUCCAGGCUCCCUGCUUUUUUAUUUCAUUAUGUUUUGUAUCUUAUUAAUUUUUCUUUGGAGAUUUGGUUGGCUUGCCAGAAUUUCAUUCUUUGAAUCUCUGCGUCGUCACACAGGUCUCUCAAUUUGCUGCUUUCUCGUGCAGACAUAUUAAAGAAGCACAGAGCAUGUGAGACCAUAAUGUCACUUGCCUCUGAAGAGCAACAUAAUUCAUAUUAUGUCAAAUAUACACGUAUUCUCUUCUCCACCUUCACUCAGCAGCUUAUACAUUUCAUGUUUGCUUGUAGCCUUACUAGAGCCGUAUGGUUCAUAUCCGAGCAGAUUCAUUGUAAUUCAGGAAAUAUUUUGUAGCAUUUCUGCUUGUGCGACUGCCAAUCUGAAGCUUAAAGGAUCCUGUAGUGUUUUAAUGAAUUAAUGUUAUUUCCCCCUGCCGUGUGCUAGUUGGAAGGGUGAAUUUCACUCCCCAUGUCAGUCUCUUUGGGGAAGCACUGCAUCCUGUUGGAAAGUAUUGUGAGGCUAGUGCGCAUACAUGGCAAAAUGCCCCUCUGUGUCUUUGAGACCAUCUAAUUUGAAAUGGCAGAGGUUUACUCUUUCAUUGAAAGCACCUCUAGUGGCGAUCAGUGGAUAUCAAUGUUUUCACAUUGAGUUAAAAUGUUUUGGGUGUUUUUUGGUACUCUCCCAAAUCUUGGACAAUUCUAUUUAUGCAUACAUUAAGCUUUUAAUACAGGAUGCUGAAAGAAAGACUUGACUAGAUGAUUUUUUUGUUUUUUGUUUUUUUUGUUUGUUUGUUUGAACAUCUGUCCCUUCGUGCAUGGUAAUGACAAUGAGACAAAACUUGCAGGUCUUGCAGCCUGCACCAGCCACAGGACUGUCUGUCUCAUAUACAGGCUUAUUUUCUCAUUUCCACAAGUUCUGUUUUUUUUGUUUGUUUUUUUUCCUCUCCGUCAUAGUUCCUCAUUCUCAUAAGCAAUCUAAGAUGCAUUCUCAUUUCCCUUUUCUCUCAUUUUGCAUGCAAACUACUGUCAUGGAAACAUGUGUAGAUAUUACGUAACAUAUCUAAAUAUAUCAUACUUAAUUUCAGCAAACUUACACUGAUUGAGAUUUCUAUUUUUAUCUGCUUCCAUCUAGAAUUUAUCAUUAAAUCUUUAUUUUAUUUUUUUUCUUUUCUGAAUGCUCUAAUUUUUCUAAAAUAUAUGCAAAAGUUCCUAAUUUUAUGUAUGUAUAGCAGUGAAGUUGACAAAACUUGUUUACUGGACAGAGCAUAAGACAAGACUUGUAUUCCAUUAUCAGUCCCAUUUACCCAUAAUCCAUCAGUAAUAGCAAUCCCACAAAAGUGUAAACAGCAGACAUGAAUGGCAGAGGAAAACAAAAUGUCUGCACCCAGGAAUUUAUAUCUGGCACAAGGAAGAUAAUUUAUAAAUAAAGGCAAGUGGCAUGGGAGGUGGUAUAAUCAUUAAAAUCCAAGAGUAUUAAUGAAAGGAAAAUGAAAAAAUGAGGGGUGGCGAGAGACAUGGAUGCUUGAAGGAUAAUUUGGAAUCUGUUCAUAAUCCUCUCGCCUAAAAGUGGAGAUACAAAAUAAUUGGUACAAUUACAUAUUCUUUCAAGCCAAAACAUACCAAGUUUAAAAUUAUUUUAUACAAUUGUUUUUACAGUGGUCACAUUGUAUGCUACUCUGGGUGAGGAGGCAGUAACUUAUGGUCUGAAUGAAUCUGGAGCCACCCAUCUCAUUACUAGCUCUGAACUCCUGGAAACCAAGUUGAAGGUGUGUAUUUAGGACAGACUUUAGCUGCUGUUAUCUAUCAUAUUAUCUCCCUGACAAGAAUAACCAUAUUAUGUUUCACUUCUAAAUUCACAGAAUGUUCUAUCAGAAAUUAGUUUCAUUAAACAUAUCAUCUAUGUGGGCAAGAGAAAUAUUAAUAAGGCAGAGUAUCCAGAAGGCCUACAGAUCCAUGAAAUGGAGUCCAUUGAAGAUUUGGGUGCAAAACCAGAGAACUGUAAGUGAUAUUACUUCAUAAAGAAAACUAGUCCAAUUAAAAAGGCAAGAAUGCAUCUUACAGAGCUUUGUGCAAAAGUAAUAAAAUUUUUCAAUAAGUUCAUUACAUGGUGUCACAUGCAUAGUGAUUGCAACUUUUUUUUUUUUUUUUGCCCAUAACACCUUGCACAUUCAAGUGAAUGAGCAGGUAUUUUUGGUAUUGACCAGAACCACAUGUUUGUACAUUUCGAGCAGGUGUAGGCAACCUUUGGUUGUGGAGUUAACAAUCUUUUUACAGCCAUAAUGCUGGCAAACCACCAGGGGGGUUGUAUUCCACAACAUCUGGAGUGCCAAAGGCUUCCUACAUCUGGAGUGCCAAAGGCUUCCUUCACCUGAUCUAGAGUCUCUCAGUACAUAUUCAUUGAAAAAUGUAAAAACUGUUCUGUCACUGUCUUUGUCCCCAUCAAGUGUUUGGUGGUUUCUCUGUGUUUGGAAAGAACUCUAUUUCUUUACUGUAUGGAAAAUAUAUAUUUCAAGUCCAAAAUACUUCACAUUUGGUAUGGUGUGAAUUGAAUUUCACACCUCCAAAUUUGUAUAAUCCACAAAUAUGAUGGUUUGAUCCAUAGUAUUAUUUUGUUUAAUUGUAUGUUGUAAAGUUUUGAAAUAGUUAAUGUCAGAAAUUUAUAUUUUAUACCGUCUAUACUUUGCUUAUUGUAACAAUGUUUUGUGGGGUUUUUUUUUUUGUUUUUUUUAAAAAACAUGAUUUGCAAAUAGAAAAUCAUCAGUCACUGAAAGUUGGUUUUCGUCUUAAUACGGUCACUGUUUAUGAGAAUCCAUUAAUUGUGGGGUAUUGCUUCCCUGAAAUGGAGAGGUAUAAUUGGGCCCAAAAUGCCUCAGUCCUUCCUGGUCAGGGAUUUCAUCAUUGGCUUCAAUGAUAAUCCGUUAUAUUUAACUUGGUCACAUCUCCUUCGUCAUGAUCAGCCAUUUUUAAGAACUCCUGACCGCCUCCAUGCAGCCAUAGAAUACCUACUCCCAAAGAGUUCCUCAAGAUAUUGAACAGGUUUCUACAAGUUCAACAUUUCCUGCUGGUUUCCAUUCUCUAUGCUUGACUAGAUGGCUAACUGGUAAAAUUCCCAUGAGUUGAGUGAGGUGGUUCUACAAGGUUUGGUGUGAUUUGUUCUACAGCUCUACACUGGAGGGGACGCAAUGUCUCAAAACUUAUGGAUUCUUGUAGAUCCUGACCACAAAGAUGAGCAUUAAAUUAUCGGUAAACAUGUGUCUUGGUUCCAUUUAUUUAUAAUGGUUUGAAUUUGGUAGUGAUUAUCAAGGCUAAAUAUUUACUCUAUUUGUUUUGAUCUUCAGUGAGCAACCCUCCAAGCCGACCUCUACCUACUGAUCUGGCAGUUGUGAUGUAUACCAGCGGCUCUACUGGCAGGCCCAAAGGAGUAAUGAUGGUUCACAGCAACCUAAUCGCUGGCAUGGCCGGGCAGUGUGAAAGGAUACCAGGCUUAGGGUAAUUUUUCUACAAUCCGGUACUAUUUAUUUAUUUAUGAACCAGCUAGGUUGGAUAUCUCCAGCCCAGCAGUUUUGUGACUUGAUCAAAAAAUAUAUUUUAAAGAGCCACAAUGACUAUUCUGUGAGCUCUGUUCAUGAGCGUAUUUAGAGCCUCUAAUGUACUCUAUUAAUGCGCUUUCUUAAUUGCAAUGCCACUAAAUUCCAUUACUCCACAUUUGGAGUUGCGUUUUUUUUUUUUUUUUUAAACACCCUAAUCACAAAUUAGAUAUGCGCACCGCUCAGUCUUCCCACACACUUAGUUACAACCAGUAGUGGACGUGGCAGUCAGCAUUUGAUGCUGAAGAAACCGAUACUUCAAACAGAAGUGCCAACCUUAUGUUCAUAUACGUGAGGCUGACUGGCAGCUGUGAAGGGAAGACCCUGUAAAGAUAGUCCAGGCACAGAGGACAUUCUUGUAUGCCCUUAUAUAUUUUAUGCAGGAUAUGUAAUGAUGUGCUCACUGAGGGUGGCAGAACAGGACCCCAAUAUUGGGACUGUCCCACUAAUUCCUGGAAUGGGUGCUGUUACACAGUGCCAUGUUAGCCACAUUAAAGGUCUUCAAGAACUGCAUGUGACUUUAUAACAGUUGUGUGCAAACCAGUGAGCUUGAAGACAAAGCUUCUUUUGCUCUUAUAGUGCAGCAUCUUGCUGAAGAAGUACCGUCUCUUGUCAAAGAUAAAAAAAAAAAAAAAAAAUCAAGAUAAAGGCACGGAAUAAGGAGACAAAAUCUUAUGAGAAGAAAAUGGUGCUAAUAGUGUGUUGAACUGAUACUUCUACAUUUUUAAUAAGUCAUCUUAUUUGAAUAAUUUUUUACAGGCCCAAAGAUACUUAUAUUGGCUACUUGCCUCUAGCACAUGUUCUUGAAAUGACUGCAGAAAUUUCCUGUGUGACCUAUGGCUGUAGAAUUGGUUAUUCAUCUCCGCAAACACUGUCCGAUCAGGUGAGAGAAAAUUUCUAGGUUAAUUGUAUUGGGCUAUUUCAUGUAACUACAGUUCUAUUCCCAGGGGCGUGAAGGAGUGGUGAAAUAUGAGGGCAGGGGCAGAGGACAUAUUUCUCUUUGUGUAAUAAUGUAUGAUUUCAGAAGGUGGUGUGUGGAAAGCACAUUUUUACUUGGACCCAGACAGUGGAAUGUCUUGGAGUGUUCCUGGUACAUAGGCCUAAAUUUAAUAAGCUUUCCAAAUGAUUCAAUAGAGAACUUUCCAAAUAAUGUAUCUACAAAAAUGCCCAAAGACUUCAAUGGUGACUUUGAUAGCUAAAUCGUUUGGAACUUUUUUCAAGCGGUAUUGCAUAAUUUGUAAAGCUUAUUAAAUCAAGGCCAUAGAUUGCUACCAAUAACAUAAUGUUAAGUUAAAGUGGCAGCAGGAACCUUUUGUCACAUUCCCCACUUACAGAUUUCACUCUGGUUUUUAUCAAGGGUAAUAUAGCUCUAGAAUUACCCCUCCUGACGUUGGACUAGAUCUCGAACUCGUUGAGUGAGUUCAGCAUUAAUUAGUGUUUUCUUUUUGAAGGAGUUGUGUGAAUUGCUCAUUGUUUAUCUUGCUUAUUAUUCUAGUGCCCUUAUUUAAUAGAAUAAAGGUCUGUCAUCUUCCUAAAAAAAACAAAAAAAUCUUUGCACAAUUGAAAUGUUUGCUGUGAGCCCUAGACUAAUUGCCAGCUAAUUGCAAAGAUAUUUUCUAAAAGCAUUUCUUAAAGGUAACCAUUGUUUCAGGAUGUACUUGACUUGUAGCUGAUUUAAUUGCAGUGCAUCUUGUGCUCUGCUAUUCACGGCUAUUGUUUAGAUUUGCCUGCUACGAAGACAUUUCUAGAACGCUUUUGCUUUAUAGAUCUUUCUACGGCAUUGGAUCUCAGCCUUGGCAAACUGGCAUGCCUUGAUCAUUUUGCUUAAUUGCUCAAUUGCUGUAAUAGUUUAUAUGACAUAUUUUAAAUAACCUUUUAAUAAGUGUCUGCAUUAAAAUUGUAAUUCCCUUUGUUAAAGUAAUAAAAAGCAUAGGCCAGUUUGGCUAGAUGUGGGCUUCUUUCUCUAGUAGUGCUUCACAUAAAGUAGUUGUGCUUUGGAAAUGUUUCUCUCAUUCGGGAAGGUAGGGGGGGUGGAGGUAGGAAUUAGAGUUGGGAAUCACUGGGGCUGUUCAACAUUCAUGAAACUCCACUUUUAGGCUGCAAUGUUUUUAAACCUUAGGUAAAAAUAACUGAGCUGAAGGCAUAACUAGGUUUGAGAUUAUUUUCUUCUUCUUUCUAGCUAGGCAAUUUUAACCUAAAACUUUUAUUCCCUAGUGAGUAAACCUGAAUUAUCAAAAUGUAGUAUUUUACAAAACUGCAUGGAUAUGAAUAAAAAAUUUAAUUAAAAAAAAACUAGUAACAAACAUAGACUGGCAAUGCCAAUAUUGCAUCUACCAUAUUAUAUAGGGUGAGUAUAUCAAGGUGGUGGAAUGCUAACAGGAGUGGGGCAUGCUAUAUAGACCAUUAAGUAUUUAAGUGUUGAAUCCAGAAAUGGAAUGCUAUAAUAUGUUAAAGCACGUGUUGUUGCUCUUGUUUGAAAAGCACGAGUUUGGUCUUGCUUUUUUACAUCGCAUUGCUUUAAUAGUUUACAUGAUAUUGCUACACUUACACUUUUGGAAAUGGGGUUGGUGUAAAACAAUUGUGAGGGAGAAGUGGAAACUGGUGUGGCAAAAAUCCCAAUAAUUAAAAAGAUUACAAAUUGUGUUCACAUGGGUGUGCUGUUUUUGUUUUUCCUCUGGCACAUAAGGUAUUGUGUAUUUUCUGUUUUAUUAUUGUCCGUAUAAACAAAUUAAUUUGUUUUGUUUAGAGGAUGGGCCAAUUAAAUAUAAAAACCUAAAUAGACUUGUAAAAUGCACCAUGUAUCUGAUAUGUGGUGAGUCCCAUACUGUCCUAAUCAAACGACUGCCAUGAGAUUAACUCCUUCUAUAGGACCUUUAUCCUCUAGGGUUCUCGGCAGAGAGGUUUCUUUAGGACCCUUUUAUGUGGUAUUUUGACAGGGUGGGGUGCUAAUAUUCAUCCAAUAUAAUGUGUGAAACAGAAGGGCAGCAGUCUCCUAAACAUGCAUGCCUGGACAAAUGUAUGCUAAUUUAUGUUCUCUUAAUACCUUUUUAAUUGUGUACAACCUCUGUAUUUUAUAGAACUAUUCAUCAUGAACAGCAUGCUUUCUGCGCAACAUGUCUCCCUUGCUGUAACAAAGACUUGUAGUUGGCAAUAGCAGGGGAAAGCUAAAAAGCAUGACAAGCGAUCCCUGCUGUUUAUGGCCACCACAAAGAUGGUUAUUGUUAAACUGGCAACAGUGUUUUAUUUCCAGAGUUUGUAAAUUCAUCCUGUUACAAUUGGCUGCUAACAUUGGAUAUGCUGUGAACACUUCUUGUCCUUUUGUAAGAGCCUGCAUUAUUGACAGAGGCCACUGUGUCCUGUAUAAUACAGGCUUUAUUUUAGGUUUCACUCUAUGGGAGUAGGUUAACUAAACUCUUCUGAACUUCAUGGUUUAAUGACUUUACAUCCUACUGUCUUUCCUCAAGUGCACCAUUGUUCUGUUUGAUGGUGACCUAGACUUUGGAAACCUUUCAUUGAGGCAGCUAGCCAGAAUUACUGUGCAGAAAACGUCUCCCCAUUGAAUGCUCUAUGUAAAAGGUAGUUCAGUUGGUUAGAAGUAUAGUCCCAGUUUUCAUUGCAUUUUUGGAUUCCAUGUCGUUGGUGAAAAAGUAGAAUUGUGCAUUGAAACUUAUAGAAGAAUUUAAUGUAAAAUAUUCCUACAUGUUAUCCCGUUUAGAACAUGGUCACUUACUUGACUGAAUUUUCCAUACAGUUGUGUAUAUGUAUAAUGUCAAAUUAUGACAGUCUAUUUGCUGACUUUAUAUGGUCUGCUUAUUUCCACAGUCUACCAAAAUAAAGAAGGGAACUAGAGGUGAUUGCACAGUUCUAAAACCUACGCUGAUGGCUGCAGUGCCUGUAAGUUAUAGUGCAUGUUUCUACUUAAAUGGUUUUCAUUACGUGAAUACAUAAAACUGGAAGAACUAGUAGCUUUCUUCAGGCUGAUAUGUACAUUGAAAAUACUUUAUUUAGUAUACCGCAGACCAACCUAUUUCCUUAUUGACCACAGGCAGUUAAUCUAGUGUAAAAAUAAUUCUUAGCUCAUAUCCUUUAGCAGUGAAUGUGUCACCCUUAGUGAGUGCUAGGUUAUUGUUUAGCCUGGAGCUAUAUUUUGUUACUAGAGCAUACUUCGAAGUGAUCUAAUAUUACUAUAGCACUUAUAAUGCACGUUGGUUGUUUAAACAGAACAAUCACAAACAUGUAGUCUGUUAUAUUCCUAGCUCUGCUACAAUGUAUUUCAUUGAGGACUCUUCUCAUGAGCCUAGAGACAUAAUCCAACCUUUAUAACAACGGUUUGCUUUUUGUAUAAUUUAUGGCAACCAUGUCCCUGUUCACUGCACACCUUUGUAGUUUUUGAUGCAGCUAUAAGUCCAGCCCCUUUAGAUGGAGUUGACACAAGUCCCGCUUCUUCCUCCUCCCACCCGAAGAGUGGGAACAGUAUACAAGUCCUUACCUCCUAUUAUAAGCUUUAUCACAACUGCUGCUAAGAAACCUGAAUCCUGACACUACCUGUGCAAAGUAAUACCUAUGCUCUUGUUCUGAAACUGGGUAAAUAGAGCGGUCAGUAAGCUAAUAGCAGGCACAGUGCAUCUAUCAGCUUAAGCAGCAGUAACGCUAAUCUGAAAAUAGAACCAUUGAUUUAUUUUUAUUUUUCCCUCCUUUCCAGGAAAUAAUGGAUCGAAUUUACAAGAAUGUAAUGAGCAAAGUUCAAGAAAUGAAUGUAUUUCAGAGAACUUUGUUUAAGCUUGGCUAUGACUACAAGCUGGAGCAAAUCAAGAAGGGGUAUGAUGCUCCCAUAUGCAAUGUGUAAGUACUGACCAAUGACUUGAGGAGAUAAUUUGGUUUCAAUUUAUUUGGAGGUGGGAUAAUCCAGUGGCUACUUCGGAGGUCCUAUAGUAAAGUGGGUGCCAGGUCAGGUUCCACACCAAGCUUAAGGCUUUGUUUAGCACAUUAAUGUUGAUUGUGACCGUAUAUGAAAUGGGGUUUCAAGAACCCUGCUUCUAUUAUGGUGAAUUCAUUACAUAGUCUUAAUAUUUGACUACUGUAUUGCUGUGAGUGUUUUCUGCCAGUGACAAUAUGUUCCUCUCUGGCAGCUAGCACACCAUAUAAGCAUACAGACAUUGGGAACACAAUGGUAAAGUUUCACAAACAAUCGGAUGCUGUUGCUGAAUAAAGAUCUGCAUUACAGCUUAGAAUAUAUUAUAUUUGAUAUUAUAGAGGACUAGUUAUUUGGGGGGGAAAUUAUUUUACGGUGUUACUAAUACAAUGGAUACAGUAGAAGGUAAGCCUUACCCUUGGUUAAGUGAAAAUUAGGGAAUGGGCUGGGUGAAUGGAAAGGAAAACUAACAGUCAUUGCUAAGAGGUAGACCAUAAAAGGGCACACGAGCAUGACUUUGGCAAUCUGUUUUUGCUAGUUGCCUAAAGUUUAAAGGAACUUGGAAAGCAACAUCACCACUUUAGCACACUGUAGUAGAUAUGGUGCUUGGAGCAUUCCUUUAAAUUAAGGUUGAGAACUGAAUUCUGACAGGCAUACCUGGAUACAGUUUACCUAAAAAGGCGAGUGACCCUGUGCUUUUUUAUUUCUUUACCUUAAAAGGCUACUUUUUAAAAAAGUGAAAGCUUUACUCGGCGGCAAUGUGCGCAUGAUGCUGUGUGGAGGUGCUCCUUUGUCUUCUCAGACACAGAGGUUUAUGAACAUCUGUUUCUGCUGUCCUGUUGGCCAGGGAUACGGUUUAACAGAAACAUGUGGAGCUGGCACAAUCACUGAAGGUAAGUUCUCGGACACUGGUCAUUGUUUGAUUAAAGCAACAUAUCCUAAUUUAUCAACUGAACAUUUAUAAGGAUCUCUCUCUCUCUUGUUGGGGUUUUUUGGGCCUCUUUAGCUGAUUUUAUUUACUAAAGUAAGAAUUCAAAGUGAAUGCCAAUGUAAUUUCAAAGUCAAGCCAGAGUAGCCAGAUUGAAAGCACAGCUGACAUAAACAAUUAAACUAGUUUAGCUAUUUUGAUUUGAAAUUCACCUUGAAUUCUCACUGUAGGUCUUAUAUAGUUUUAUGUAUAGAAGAAAUCUCUUUAGACACAUGGAAACCCAUCCUGUCACCAGUAAUGUUUUAUAUUAUUUAUAAUCUCUCAAAAAUCUAGUUCAGUGUGUAAUCUUUUAUUUGUCUGUGCUGCACGUCAUCUAGGAUUUGGGCAUGGGUUGAUAUUCAAGGUAAUGUCACAAUCAUUUGAUUGGAGAAAAUAUUCAACAUAAUCUGUCCAGUAGCACCAAUCUACCUUAUUCACACAAUCAUUGUACACCUACCCAGUGUGCUAUUUUGUGUUCUGAAAUGAAGACAUUUGUCAGUUGUGCAAAUCGGCGUUUGUGAGUUUUGCAAAUACCGUCCAAUAUAACAAUUCUAAUAAAGAAGAGGGCAAGUAAUCCUUAUUGACCACAGAGUUGUGAAGACCUUUUGGUAUUGCAGCUUUUGAGGACUAUAUUUCACAUGAUCCUCCGUCAUUAAAAGGAAGACUCUUAUUUGCAAUGCCUUAUAGAUUAGGCAUUUUUAAUAUCUGGAGUUUCAGCACUUUAUUAUGCAAGUCACCCCAGGACAGUACAUUUAAUACUGUAUUGAUGAAUGAUAUAACCAUUGUUUUCUUUUUUAUGGGAUCUAAAUAAAACUAAUCACAUUCGUUCUCCGAUCUUUUCUUUUAGUUUCGGAUUACAGCACAGGCAAAGUAGGAGCUCCACUUACCUGCUGUGAAAUUAAACUCCGUGAUUGGCAAGAAGGUAUGUAGUUUUAUAUUUUACAGAGCACUCUAGUGGGGGAAAAAGUGUUUGGCAGGAAUAUUGUUUACUGUAAAUGCUGUAGGAUAGAAAUCGGAAGCCUUAAAGGACCACUAUAAGCACCCAGACCACUUCAGCUUAAAGGACCACUAUAGUGCCAGGAAAACAUACUAGUUUUCCUGGCACUAUAGUGCCCUGAGGGUGCCCCAGAGUACAAAGAGUUGUCAUUAAUGGUAAAUUUUCAAGCUGGACAGAGGUGGCAAGUGGUGUCCCUCAGGGGUCUGUUCUGGGACCCCUUCUAUUUAACAUGUUUAUAAAUGAUCUUGAAGACAGCAUUGAAAGUCAUGUUUCAGUGUUUGCAGAUGACACAAAACUUUGUAAAAUAAUACAAUGUGAGCAAGAUAUUACUUUGCUGCAGAGGGAUUUAGAUAGACUGGGGGACUGGGCACUCAAAUGGCAGAUGAAAUUUAAUGUUGAAAAAUGCAAAGUUAUGCACUUUGGCGUAAAGAAUACACAAGCAACGUAUACCCUUAAUGGAAGCGAAUUAGGGAUAACAACACAUGAAAAGGACUUGGGAAUUGUUAUAGACAACAAACUAUGCAACAAUGUGCAAUGUCAAUCAGCAGUGGCCAAGGCCAGUAAGGUAUUGUCAUGCAUGAAAAAGGGCAUUCAUUCUCGGGACAAGAAUAUCAUUUUGCCUCUUUAUAAAUCACUGGUAAGACCCCAUAUUGAAUAUGCUGUGCAAUUUUGGGCACCUGUUCUAAAGAAGGAUAUUAUGGCACUAGAAAAAGUGCAGAGGCGGGCUACAAAACUAAUAAAAGGAAUGGAACAUAUCGGCUAUGAAGAAAGGUUAACAAAUUUAAACCUAUUUAGUUUAGAAAAACGUCGCCUGAGAGGGGAUAUGAUAACAUUAUACAAAUAUAUUCGGGGCCAAUACAAACCAUUGUGUGGAAAUCUAUUCACAAACCGGACUUUACAUAGGACACGAGGCCAUGCGUUUAGACUGGAAGAAAGAAGAUUUCGCCUAAGGCAAAGGAAAGGUUUUUUACUGUAAGAACAAUCAGGAUGUGGAAUUCUCUGCCUGAGGAAGUGGUUUUAUCAGAGUCCAUACAGAUGUUCAAACGGCUACUAGAUGCAUACUUGCAAGAACAGAAUAUUCAAGGAUAUAAUCUUUCAAUGUAAGGUAAUAACUGCUUGAUCCAAGGAUAAAUCUGACUGCCAUUCUGGGGUCAAGAAGGAAUUUUUUUCCUAGCUUGUUGCAAAAUUGUGCUUCAAACUGUGGGGGUUUUUUUGCCUUCUUUUGGAUCAACAGCAAAAAACAAAUGUGAGGUAGGCUGAACUUGAUGGACGCAAGUCUCUUUUCAGCUAUGUAACUAUGAAAACUUUCAUAUUUUGAAACCUUUUUAGACUGGUUGUUAUUAUUUAAUACACAGACACAAGAUAGCUUUCAUUUAUAUAACCGCUUGGCUUAUCUUGCUCCUGUGUUUUUGUAAGCAUGUUCUAGCAGAAGCUAUUUGAAAUCUAUAUUUUUUUUAUUUAUUUUUUUUGCUAGUAAUCUGUGCUAGUUAAUUACAUUGACAGUGCUUCAUAAUCUUUCCAUUUAGUGAUGUCUUGCUAUUUGUUUAGAGAGCAUGCCGAGUGCGAUUAUUACUGUCCUAGAAACAGAAUCUCCAUAAAAUAGAAACGUUUUGAAUCUUACUACAUCCAGAAUAGCUUACCAGACGGACCGUUAAAAGACAGAAUAACUCACAUUUUUAAGAGUAUCGUAAAUCUAUUCAGUAACUGGUCCAUAACAGGCCUUACAUUUUAACCAAUUAGUAUAGUAGAGCUAGCUGGUUAGUUAAACAGUUUAGCUAGGACUUCAGGAGUCACCACAUCAAGCUAGGAGUUUAUUUUCUAUUAUAAUAUCUAAUCUCACCGUUAAUGUUUACUGUGGUGGCAGUGCUAUUGAAUUAGUGUCAAGUACUUCUUGAUAUUUGAUCCUGGUACUACUUGUGUGCUAUGAGCGUUUUUGAGUUUGUUUUGAUAAUUAUUUAUUUACUAUUAUUUAUUUAUAAAAAAAUUUGUAUUUUUUUUUUUAGGUGGAUAUACAAAUGAGGACAAGCCAAAUCCAAGAGGGGAGAUUAUCAUUGGAGGGAAGAAUGUUUCUAUGGGAUAUUUUAAAAACGAUGAAAAGACUUUAGAGGAUUUUUAUGUGGAUGAGAAUGGCCAGAGGUGGUUUUGCACUGGCGAUAUUGGAGUAUUUCACCCUGAUGGCUGCUUGCAAAUAGUUGGUAGGUUUUUUUUGUUUUGUUUUGUUUUUUAAAUUUGUGUUUUGUAAAAAAAUACAUUUUAAAAAUGCUAUUUUAAAAAUGUUCGUAUUAUGCAAAUUAUAGUAAUGAUUUGCAAUAAUCCUGUGCGGAUCAGACUUGUAGUGUAGAGAAACGGGGUUAUUGGGCAGCUGUAGUAUAAUGCAUACAAAGGAGUCAUGUUGAAAUAAACCGAGGGGGCAGAACCUUAUAAACCUUACCUAGGGGGCGGAAGGAAGGGUUAGUGUAACCUUUUAAACAUGUCAAGACGUGAGCAAAUCUUCUAGUGGGUCUACAAGAUUUGCUCAUAUCUUGACACAUUAAAAAAGGUUCAGCCACAGGAUCUAGAACUCUAAUAAGGAGGGAGAAGUGUGUUGAUAGUUGCUGACCUUUUCAAUCGCUAGGGUCUCUGUAUCCUGGUAUGAACGAUAUCAUGGCUAAGAGGGGUUUUCCAAGUGUUGACUGUACCAAGCCUAUCCAAGCAAAUUUUAAAUAUUUGUUUCAUUUAUUGAAUGUUAAUUGGGAACACUAACCCUAUUUCUGAGAAGUAAAGUAUUUGCAAUGCGUUUUUGUACUGUACAGAUCGUAAAAAGGAUUUGGUGAAGUUGCAAGCUGGAGAAUACGUGUCUCUGGGUAAAGUUGAAGCAGCAUUAAAAAACUGCCCACUUAUUGACAACAUCUGUGCUUAUGCAAACAGGUACGGGGCACAUGUUUUCCGUGUUGCGUGGAUGUUUGUUUUGCUCUGUCCAUGUUGUGCUGCGUGUGUGUGUAUAAAUGAUUUUUUUCCUUUUUUUUUUUUUGAAACUCAAUGAAGUCUUCUAUCCCUACUUGUGUAUGGGUUUUCUACCUACAUAAAUUAAAUGAUGCCAGGUUGGUUGGGGAGGUCACCCAGUUGCAGGAAGAGAUAUUGAUUGCUACAUUUUAAUUAUGCAUAUUUUCACAUCUCACAAAUACAUAUUUGUUCAAAACAGAGAUAUGUUAAAAAAAAUAAAAUACAUUUAAAAAUGGUUCUGUCCCUCUUUAGUAUACAGAUGACUAUAACCUGCUAAUUUAAAAUAAAUUUGGCAGAUGGGGUUUCUUUUCUUCCAUUAGCUUCUUAGAUACAUCACGGAAAAAAAUAUGGGUCUCUAAGCAACGACAUUAACAUUACUACUAGUAUUUUAGUUGGACCAAUUCUGUCUGUAGAAAACAGCAGUUUAGAUUGGAGAGGAAUACCGUAUAUACUAGAGUAUAAGUCGACCCGAAUAUAAGUCGAGACCCCUAAUUUUACCACAAAAAAACUGGGAAAACUUAUUGACUCGAGUAUAAGACUAGGGUGGGAAAUGCAGCAGCUACUGGUAAAUUUCUAAAUAAAAUUAGAUCCCCCAAAAAUUAUAUUAAUUGAAUAUUUAUUUACAGUGUGUGUGUAUAUAAUGAAUGCAGUGUGUGUAUGAAUGCAGUGAGUGUGUGUGUGAUGCAGAGGCUUGGUGGGGGGUGGGCAUUUUUUUUAUUAAUUUUUUUUUUUUUUUUUUAAUAUAUUAUUUUAUAUAUAUAUAUAUAUAUAUAUAUAUAUAUAUAUAUAUGUAUAUGUAUAUGUAUAUGUGUGUGUGUAUGUUAUUUUUCUUCGUCCCUCCUCCCUGCUUGUUAGCUGGUCAGAGAGGGGGGCUCUCAUUCCCUGGUGGUCCAGUGGUGUGCACUGUGUAGGAGGGGGCUGGCUGGAAGCGUUUACUUACCUUUCCUGCAGCUCCUGUCCGCUCCCUUCUCUCUCGUCCGGUCAGCUCCCCUGUAAGUCUCGUGGUCUGAGUGCUGCGCGGAGCGUUGCCACGGUAACCCGUGGCAGCGCUCUGACCCCACGACUCUCGCGAGACUUGCAGGGGAGCUGACCGGACCGGAGGAGAGAGAAGGGAGCUGACAGGAGCUGCAGGAAAGGUAAGUAAACGCUUCCUUCCAGCCUCCAACAGGACCGCCGGGCUUGUAAUGAGCCCGGCGGUCCUUGUCUGUAUUAUGGCAAUGUAAGUUGCCAUAAUACAGACACUCACUCAAGUAUAAGACGAGUGGGGGGUUUUCAGCACAAAAAAAUGUGCCGAAAAACUUGUCUUAUAUUCGAGUAUAUACGGUACCUAACCAGUCUCAAAACCACUACAUUUUCUAUUAAGUUAUGACCAUUACAAUGUUGUAAGGCAGCAAUAUCAAUACAGGCUAAAACACAUAAGUAAAUUUUUCAUUUCCCUGUUAAAUUCACAGAUCUAAAACUAUACAUAUUUCUGGUUGGUCUGAAAAGAUGUUCUUGUAUAACUGAAUUAUCAUUUUCUCUUUUGUCCUUAAGAGAACACGUCAUCUGUUGCAACAUGCUUUUUAAUGUGGUGAAAUUGGCACAUGCUGAUCGGACAUGGUGUAUAAAAGAGCAUGACCUUAACAGCUGCCAAGUAACAUGACAAGAAUCUUUUAGAGACUUGCAGUAGCAGCUGACUUCAUGCAAUUGGUUUUAGUGUUGAGUUUUACCCUUGAAGAUGCAUGUACUAAUCUUCCUUAUAUCCUGUUACAGUUUCGAGUCUUACGUGAUCAGCUUUGUAGUUCCUAAUCAGAAGAAGCUCACUGGUUUAGCACAACAGAAAGGGAUCGAAGGCACAUGGGAGGAGAUCUGUAACAAUCCCACAAUGGAGGCAGAAGUAUUAAGGGAGUUUAAGGAGGUGGCAAGCUCAAGUGAGUGACAUCCUGUUUAGUACAUCUCUAGCAUUGUGUUGUGCUUUUAGCUACUGAAUUAAAUAAUGCAGGUAUCCUAUAAAUUUUACCAACUGGUUAAUUCACUGAAGGUACUGUAUGCUCUUGAUUGUGAAUUUCCGCAAAAGUAGCGAAAUAUUGUCCCGUCCCACCCCCAAACCAAAAAAAACUUUGAUUAAAUUCAAAGUAUUUAAAAUUGUUUUUAAAUGUACUGAAGAAACCGAAUUUGGUGUGACUGAUAUUGAAGCAAUAUUUCCCUGGCUUUCCCUUUAAUUUCGUUUGUGUGUGUUCUAUGGGCACUGUCUACUGGUGCUGUUUAAAGUUUUGGUGAAACCUGAAGUUAAAAACAAAAAGAAACCCAUCCCAAAUAUUACAUAGACGUAAAAGCAGACACUAUAGAUUUAGAGUAGAAUUUGUAUACUGUGCUCUCGUUUUCUCUCUCUCUCUCGUUUUCUCUCUCUCUCUCGUUUUCUCUCUCUCUCUCGUUUUCUCUCUCUCUCUCUCUUUCUCAAAAUGUGGAAUGCUUUGCUACCAUCUAGUGGUCAUAUUCAUAGUGUAUUCAUUUAGCAAUUCUUAUAUAGUGUCUGUAUCCAACAUCCUACAAUAAUUUUAUAAAAUGGAGGGCAUCCAUGGUGCAAUAUCCAGCCCCCCUCCCCUCCCCCCCCCCAGUUCUACCAUAUAAUAAUGCAUUUUGAUAUGAGAAGUACAGAAAGUUGGUUGAUGCACUGGAUAUCUUUGCUACUCUACAUAGGAAAAGGCUUGAGUACAGUUAAACAAUUGUAAAGAAUCAUUGGGGCUUCUAGCUUUGUAACUUUAUAAAAUUUUGUUUUGCAGUGAAAUUAGAACGCUUUGAAAUUCCAAUUAAGGUACGUUUAAGUCCUGAUCCCUGGACCCCUGAAACAGGCCUUGUAACAGAUGCCUUUAAACUGAAGAGGAAAGAAUUAAAGAACCACUAUCUAACUGACAUCGAGCGGAUGUAUGGAGGCAAAUAG
This is a messenger RNA of Pelobates cultripes (western spadefoot toad), 18091 nucleotides long. NCBI's taxonomy places the organism in Eukaryota, Metazoa, Chordata, Amphibia, Anura, Pelobatidae. The record is from the annotation of a GenBank genome assembly.